Molecule: messenger RNA, 2461 nt
Organism: Hordeum vulgare subsp. vulgare (domesticated barley)
Lineage: Eukaryota; Viridiplantae; Streptophyta; Magnoliopsida; Poales; Poaceae
Exons: 20
Coding region: 70-2127 (685 amino acids)
Source: RefSeq, a predicted model, not a curated record
AGAGGAAAGAGGAAAAGUGCAAAACCCUCUGAUAAUCCCUCCUCGCCUUUACCGCCCGCGCCGUCCCCAAUGGCGAUUCCGGAGGAGGUGCGCCGCUACUGGCUGCCGAUCCUCCUCGCCGCCGGCGGCUUCCUCUUCCAGCUCCUCGUCCUGCCCAAAUCAUUUCCGCCCUCCCACUACGACGCGCUCGGAAUCCAGAGGUUUGCGCCGGUCGAGAAGGUGGUCGAGGCAUACGAGCUGCUCUCCAGGGAGUGGGUUGCUGAAACGAAUGACCAGUCAACUGUUGAUAUUAUAAAGAUCCGUUAUGCGUAUGAGUUGUUGACAAAUCCAGUUUUGAAGCGGGACUAUGAUCUUUUUGGUCUGGAUCAUCAUACGGAUGUCCUCGAGAGUGUCAAAGAACAAUAUCAAAGGGAGCACUUUCUGAAAAUAGAUCUACCCAUUUUAAAAGAUUCUUUAAUUCAAUCGACUGAUGAUGCCUUCAAUGUACUCACAUAUGAGGCAUUGGUGUCUGCUAUUGGUGAAGAUUACCCGUUGCUCAUACUGGUUUAUUCAAAGGGGAGUCCUCGCUGCGCUCAAUUUUUUGAGUAUUGGAAGCAAAUUGACACUCGACUGGAUGGCGUGGCCAACACUGCUACGGUAGAACUUGGUGAUACACGACUGGCAGGGUAUUUUGCAGAAAAAAGGUUCUCUCAGCAGCCAUUUUUCCGCAACGGUAUACCAGCUCUUGUUGCAUAUCCUGCUAACUGCAGAAGUCCAUCCUGUUAUAUGAGGUACCCAGGUGAGCUAACUGUGGAUUCUGUUGUCAACUGGGUUGCAUCAUCAAUUGUUGGUUUACCUCGGAUCUUGUACUAUUCAAAGGAGACACUGGGACCCCAGUUCAUUGGGAAGAAUAGCCAUCAUAAGGUGAAGGCUAUCUUUUUCUCAAGCACCGGGGAGCGUGCGGCUCCAUUUCUUCGCCAAGCUGCCCAAGAGUAUUCGAGCUAUGCAUCGUUUGCAUUUGUCCUAUGGAAAGAAGAGGAAUCCCAGAUCUGGUGGAAUUCAUUAGGAGUGGAAUCGGCUCCUGCACUUGUUUUCUUGAAGGGACCAGGUGCCAAGCCUGUUGUAUACCAUGGAACUUUUAGCAAGUCAGAGUUCACAGAGAUAAUGGAGGAGCAUAAGCACCAAGAACUUCAGCAGCUAAGAAGCGACACAUCUUUGGAUCUUGGUUGUGAUGCUAGAGGUCAUUCACGCGCUGGAAAAGAAAUGAUGAUAUGGUACUGUGUAAUAGCUGCAGGCCGCCCUGGUGUAGAAUUAAGUAAAAAGAGACAAAUUUUGAGGAAGGCCCAGGACCAACUACGCAGUGCUGCUGAUGAAAGUACUGGCAAUUUGGAAAUUUUAGUACAGGUAGCAAGUGCUGCAACUGCCUUAAAAGAUGACAGGCUUACCUUUGUUUGGUUGGAUGGAGAAUUACAGAAGAAACUUUGUGCCUUCUACCUUGCCACUGAUUACCAUGGAGCCUGUGGUCCUAGAGGCUUUGAAGAUGACAAUGAUAAGCCUGAAGUAUUCAUUGUCCGUUUCCAAAGAAAUGCAACAUAUGAGGCGUUGAAAGCUGACAAAAAGAAUAAUCUUAUAGAGACUCUCCAGGGACAGGAUAUUCCUGAUGCCUCCCAGCUAGUGGCUAGGUAUAAUGGCCCGGAUGAAAUUCUGGAGAUAAACAAGUGGGUCUCUCAGAUUAUCAAAGAUGGAGAUACUAGAGAAAUCCCUUAUUUUACUUCAAAGGUACCGGAUCUUUUACCCGAGGAAACAAGUAAAGAAUGGUUAAGUGGUACCAAAAGCAUCCGCUCGGCCGGGAAAAGUUUAAAAGAGAGGGUUCAGAACAGUGGCUUCAGUUUCAGUGAUUACUUAACAGACCCAAGGGUUGGUCCAGCUUUGCUGAUGCUUGCAUGCAUUUCAUGGGGAACAAUAUGGUUCAAGAAUAUCCAAUCAGCUCAGAAGACUCCAACGGAUGAAGCCCCUAAAGACAGGACUAACAAACGGCGACGUCCGAAGCUUAGCCCGACACUCUUUGGCCAACCCACUGAAACCGGCACUGAUCCUGAGCCCAAAGAUGCUCGUGAGUGGGAGAUAGAGGACUCGGAUUCGGACUGAUGAAUCGUACUCCAACAUCGAGACUAAAGUCUGCUAAAUAUCUUUAGUUGAGCUACGCGGCUAAAUUAGCUAGUGCCUGACAACGCAUAACCGGUCUUAAAAAUGCUGGAUCACAUCUCUGAUCUUUAUUGCUGUAUAUUUUUGGCCUGGUUUCAUCCAUCUGCUUGGAAGCUGGUAUAGUCCUCUCAGAUUCUCAGGGAAUGUAUCGUUAGAGUUGUUCUUGAAUUUAUGUUUGGAUGUUGUGAAGUUGGGGGUGAAAGAGGUGAAUGGACAACAAACACCAAACUACCCCCACAAACUCCAUACACAUUUAUAGUAAAGAUGAGUUACAUCA